Molecule: messenger RNA, 915 nt
Organism: Pteronotus mesoamericanus
Lineage: Eukaryota; Metazoa; Chordata; Mammalia; Chiroptera; Mormoopidae
Product: probable G-protein coupled receptor 148
Exons: 1
Coding region: 1-915 (304 amino acids)
Biological process (GO): detection of chemical stimulus involved in sensory perception of smell; G protein-coupled receptor signaling pathway
Cellular component (GO): membrane
Molecular function (GO): G protein-coupled receptor activity; odorant binding; olfactory receptor activity
Source: RefSeq, a predicted model, not a curated record
AUGAACUUGUCUGCUGAGCACUGCAACAUCUCAGACUGGCUGAGGCUCGAAGCAACAGUGAAGGCCUCUGUGUAUGUGGUCACUUUCUUUUUUGUCACGUUCAUCACAGUCGUCAUCAUCACAAUAGUGUUGCAGAAUUCAAAGCUGAGGAAAGAGGUUCGAUACAUCCUCCUUUGCCACCAUCUGAUGUGCAUCUCCUCCUACUGUGGCCUGGGGGUUGUCUUCCAAGGAAUGCGGGCCCUGCUGGUCAACAGCCCUGUGGUGAUGUGCUGGGUGGUGUUUGGAGCCCAGCUAAGUUUUGGAGAAGGUAUCCUCUUCACUCUGGCCUUAAUGGCUGUCAACACUUACCUGGCCAUUUGCUGGCCAUUGAAAUCUCUGUCCUUUGUAAAGCCGGUUAAAUAUAGGGUUCUGGCUGGGACUUGGAUCAUCAUUGUAUUCAAGAAUGUUAGCUUAUUCAUCAUAGAGGGUACCAAGUCCACUGCGGUUGCUGUUUUAAGAUCUGAACCCCUCUGCCCUGUGACUUUGAACAGUACUCCUGCCAGAGUCAUUGGCAUGAUUUUCCUUCUCCUUCUUCUAUCUGUUAUUCUUAUAAGUUACUUUCUAAUAUAUCAAGAGGGCAAACGUGCUGGCCAUUUUAAUAGCUCAAAUAUCAAAGCAAGAAAAACAGUCCUUAUUCAUUUAUUGCAGAUAAGCUUACAUGUAAUACCAACCUUAAUAUUCAUAGGUUUGGGAAAGAUGUGUGGAGUGUUUUUCUUUGCUUUAAAUCUGGCGCUUUUUGGAGUCUUUGCGUUUGCCCAGUGUUUUAACCCUCUGAUAUAUGGGCUCUGGAAUAGAGAGCUGCGAAGCAGAUUAUACUAUUGGAUGUGCUGUCAAUUUUGGUGUGGUCACAUGAUGAAUAGCGGAGGGCCAGUUUAA